AUGAAGUUCUCAUCCCGGAUUCAGGUGAUUCUGUUGGUUGCUUUCAUCUACCCGGCACUAAUGGUCGAGUCGUUGGUUCGACAUUAUAACUUCAGGGUGGUGUUGAAGAGCACAACAAAGCUCUGUUCGAGUAAGGCCAUACUUACUGUGAAUGGAAAGUUCCCCGGACCAACUCUAUAUGCUAGGGAAGAUGACACUGUAAUCAUCAGGGUCACCAACCAUGGCAAUCGCAAUGUGACAAUCCACUGGCAUGGAGUGAAACAACUUGGAACAUGCUGGGCAGAUGGGCCAGCAUAUAUCACACAGUGCCCAAUACAGCCUGGACAAAAUUUCAUCUACAAGUUCACGAUUACAGGACAAAGAGGCACACUUCUUUGGCAUGCUCAUGACUCGUGGCUAAGAGCCACACUACAUGGUGCCAUUGUCAUCUUGCCCAAGCUAGGCACUCCCUACCCUUUUCCCACACCUCAAAAGGAAAGAAUCAUCAUAUUGUCCGAGUGGUGGAAAUCAGAUGUGGAAGCUGUGGUUGAUGAGUCUACACAAUCUGGCUUGCCACCAAAUAUUUCUGAUGCUCACACAAUAAAUGGCCAUCCAGGACCGGCUCCUGGUUGCUCUUCUCAGGGCUUCACUUUACACGUUGAAAGUGGCAAGACCUAUCUGCUACGCAUCAUAAACGCAGCACUGAAUGAUGACUUGUUCUUCAAGAUUGCCAGGCACAACCUAACAGUUGUUGAAGUCGAUGCUUCCUACACGAAACCAUUCCAAACCGACACGAUAUUCAUCAGUCCAGGCCAAACCACAACAGCACUUUUAGAAGCAAACAAAGACAUUGGCAAUUACUUAAUAUCAGUUUCUCCUUUCAUGGAUGCCCCAAUUGGCAUUGACAACUUCACCUCAAUUGCUACAUUGCGAUACAAACACACCCCUCGAAAUUCCACAACAUUCUUGACCAGCAUUCCUCCUCAAAACGCAACCCCAUUAACAGCCACAUUCAUCGACUCCCUUCGAAGCCUCGACUCGAAACUAUACCCUGCUAAUGUCCCAUUAACCAUAGACCACUCUCUCUUUCUCACCGUAGGAGUUGGUAUUAAUCCAUGUGACACAUGUGUUAAUGGUAGCAAGCUAGUGGCUUCUGUUAACAAUGUUAGCUUUGUGAUGCCAACUAUAGCUCUUCUUCAAGCUUAUUACUACAACAUAAAGGGAGUCUACACACUCGACUUCCCACCAAAGCCACCAAACCCUUUUGAUUACACUGGCACUCCUCCAGUUAACGUCCAGGCUGCAAAUGGCACAAAGCUGUAUAGGCUGGGGUACAAUUCGACGGUUCAAAUUGUGUUACAAGACAUUGCUAUCAUACUACCAGAGAGUCAUCCUACCCAUCUUCAUGGGUUUAAUUUCUUUGUGGUUGGGACAGGAUUAGGCAAUUUUGAUCCAGACAAGGACACAAAAACGUUUAAUCUUGUCGAUCCGGUGGAGAGGAACACAGUAUCAGUACCAACUGGUGGAUGGACUGCAAUCAGAUUCAGGGCAGAUAACCCAGGAAUUUGGUUUCUGCAUUGUCAUCUAGAAGUGCACACAACAUGGGGGCUGAAGAUGGCAUUUUUGGUGGACAAUGGGGAAGGCCCAAAUGAGUCUCUGACACCACCUCCUUCUGAUCUUCCAGCUUGCUAG
Messenger RNA from Fragaria vesca subsp. vesca, 1671 nucleotides. Its product is annotated as laccase-22-like. Gene Ontology annotation, molecular function: hydroquinone:oxygen oxidoreductase activity; copper ion binding. Lineage: Eukaryota; Viridiplantae; Streptophyta; Magnoliopsida; Rosales; Rosaceae. Gene Ontology annotation, biological process: lignin catabolic process. The record is from RefSeq and is a predicted model, not a curated record. The coding region runs from base 1 to 1671 and encodes 556 amino acids. Gene Ontology annotation, cellular component: apoplast. The transcript is spliced from 6 exons.